Messenger RNA from Fimicolochytrium jonesii, 4938 nucleotides. RefSeq lists its product as uncharacterized. The transcript is spliced from 11 exons. Bases 1 to 4938 code for a protein of 1645 amino acids. Gene Ontology annotation, biological process: phosphorelay signal transduction system; phosphorylation. The record is from RefSeq and is a predicted model, not a curated record. NCBI's taxonomy places the organism in Eukaryota, Fungi, Chytridiomycota, Chytridiomycetes, Spizellomycetales, Powellomycetaceae. Gene Ontology annotation, molecular function: phosphorelay sensor kinase activity. Gene Ontology annotation, cellular component: membrane.
AUGUCUCACGGAGGAAAUCUCCUUGAUCGGGUGGAAAGCGUUCUAUACUCAAUAAGCAAUGGUGACCUCCAAAAUGCUGCGGCUCUCGUGGACAAUAUCAGCCCGCGGUCGACUGCUCUACCUACACCGCCUAUUAACGGCCAUGACCCUCAUAUGAGCGGAAAAGGCUUACAGCGUCGCCCAUCGCGCACCCCAUCUUUCACGUCAACUCUCGGAUCCGUCCUAUUCUCCCGCCGCGACAAGAGUAUGGAUGCAGGUGAUUCCCAUGGAUCGAUUGGCAGUAGUGACGGGAUCCAGAACAUUGAAAACGCCAGUGAAGACCAGGCAAUUCGGAUUCAGAAUAUGUUGAGGAGCAUUUUGGAAAAGCAGGAACGAUUGACUCAUCAAACGAAAGUAUCAGACUCUAUUUCUACAGAGGCAGCAGACUACAAGACCUUGACAAGUACAGCCGUCGAGGAUGACAAGCGUGAUGUAGCCUUUGAGCAGUGCAUCAAGGUCGUGAACGCCAUGGGUCGUGGUAUUCUCAGCGAGCGUAUCGACGUCUCCCUGGAAAGGCUUCCGCCCACACAAGUCGAGCUGAUUCAGAGCAUCAAUCAAGCGGCCGAUCGCAUGGAAGCCUUUGUUGCGCCAACACUCAGAGUGUUGCACGACAUAGGUUGUGAAGGAAGGCUUGGCCAGCAGAUCGCUGUCGCCGACGCCGAAGGAAGUUGGAAGGACCUCAUUGAGUCUGCAAACACCGUCAGCUUGACUCACAGCGACCGCAUCAAAGAGAUCGUGGAAGUGUGCAAAGCAGUCGCUUCUGGAGACCUGACGAGGGAAAUUCGCGUAGACCUCAAGGGAGAUGCCUUGAUUCUGAAAGAUACUAUCAACUCCAUGGUCGUUACCCUGAACUCUUUUGCUAUCGAGGUCACAAAAGUAGCACACUUGGUCGGAACAGAAGGCCAGCUGGGAGUACAAGCGCAAGUGCAUGGCGUCAGCGGAACCUGGGCCCUCCUCACGGACAAUGUGAACCGCAUGGCUUUCAACCUUACUGACCAAGUACGUGAUAUCGCGGAUGUGACAAAAGCCAUUGCCCGGGGGGAUCUCAGCAAGAAGGUUCGCGUCGACGGACGGGGCGAGAUCUUGGAACUCAAGGAGACCGUUAACUCGCUUGUCGACCAAUUGACCACGUUUGCAGCGGAGGUCACUCGUGUUGCCCGUGAAGUGGGUACUGAAGGAAAGCUCGGAGGACAAGCGGUUGUCAAGGAUGUCGGAGGAACCUGGAAGGAGUUGACCGAGAGUGUGAACGCGAUGGCACGUAACCUCACGGCUCAAGUCCGCGACAUUUCUUCAGUCAGUUUCGCCAUCGCUCGUGGAGAUCUCAGCAGGACGGUAACGGUAGAUGUCCGCGGUGAAAUGCUCGAACUCAAGGAAACGGUGAACUCGUUGGUAGAUCAACUGAGAACUUUCGCAUCAGAAGUGACCAGGGUUGCUCGAGAGGUGGGGACAGAAGGAGUCCUCGGGGGACAAGCAGUCGUCAAAGAUGUGGGUGGGACAUGGAAGGAGUUGACCGAGUCGGUGAAUGCGAUGGCCGCAAACCUCACUGCUCAAGUUCGAGAUAUCGCUGAUGUUACCAAGGCCAUUGCGAAAGGAGAUCUGAGCCGCAAAGUGCGAGUCGAUGGACGCGGUGAAAUCUUGGAACUCAAAGAAACCGUCAACUCUCUGGUUGAGCAGCUGACCACCUUCGCUUCUGAAGUUACUCGUGUCGCGCGCGAGGUCGGAACAGACGGGCGGCUUGGAGGUCAAGCUGUCGUCGAGAACGUUGCCGGUACCUGGCGUGAGCUGACAGAAUCAGUCAAUGCGAUGGCGAGCAAUUUGACUGCGCAACUCCGUGAUAUUGCGUCUGUCAGUUCAGCCAUAGCAAGGGGUGAUCUCAGCCAGACUGUGACCGUCGAUGUGGAAGGCGAAAUGCUAGAAUUGAAGAUCACCGUCAAUUCGCUUGUCGACCAAUUACGGACGUUCGCGCGAGAAGUCACUCGAGUCGCUAGAGAAGUCGGAACGGAAGGGAAGCUUGGCGGUCAGGCUGUUGUCAAGGACGUCGCCGGUACAUGGAAGGAUCUCACGGACUCGGUCAACGCCAUGGCAGCGAAUUUGACAGCGCAAGUGCGUGAUAUUGCCUCUGUCAGUACGGCCAUUGCGCUGGGUGACUUGUCUCGAACCGUCACCGUCGAUGUCCAGGGAGAAAUGCUGCAGUUGAAAGAGACCGUCAACUCCUUAGUCGACCAACUGCGUACCUUUGCAAGGGAGGUCACGCGUGUAGCCAGGGAAGUCGGUACCGAAGGAAAGCUUGGAGGUCAAGCCGUGGUGAAGGACGUCGCCGGCACUUGGAAAGAUCUCACUGACUCCGUCAACGCUAUGGCCGCGAACUUGACGGCUCAAGUGAGGGAUAUCGCGUCCGUUAGUACCGCUAUCGCCGAAGGUGACUUGUCAAAGAACGUGACUGUCGACGUUCAGGGAGAAAUGUUGCAGCUCAAAGAAACGGUCAAUUCGCUCGUCGAUCAGCUGAGAACUUUCGCUCGUGAGGUCACUCGAGUAGCGCGAGAAGUAGGCACUGAGGGCAAAUUGGGAGGCCAAGCCGUAGUGAAAGAUGUCGCUGGUACCUGGAAAGACCUCACGGAUUCCGUGAAUGCCAUGGCCGCGUCUCUCACCGCUCAAGUGCGCGACAUCGCUUCCGUGUCGACGGCCAUCGCGGCCGGAGACCUUUCGAAAACGGUCACUGUUGACGUGCAAGGGGAGAUGUCGGCCUUGAAGCGCGAUCUCAAUCGGAUGGUGGAUCAGCUCAGAACUUUCGCUGCAGAGGUGACGAGAGUGGCGCGUGAAGUAGGAACUGAAGGAAAGCUCGGCGUUCAAGCCCAAGUCGACGAUGUCGAAGGCACCUGGAGGACUAUCAUUGUCAAUGUCAACACCAUGGCCAGUAACCUCACUUCUCAAGUCCGUGCCUUCGCCGACAUUUCCGCCGCUGCGACCGACGGGGACUUUACCCGCUUGAUCGACAUCAAAGUCGAAGGCGAAAUGGCUAGUUUGAAGAGCAAGAUCAACCAGAUGGUUUUGACUCUCCGCGAGUCCAUUCAAAAGAACACCGCGGCCAGGGAGGCCGCUGAACUUGCGAACCGUGCCAAGUCUGAAUUCUUGGCCAAUAUGAGUCACGAAAUUCGAACCCCUAUGAACGGUAUUAUCGGCAUGACUGCCCUCACACUCGAACAGGAACUCACGCGCCAGCAGAAGGACAACCUGAUCAUUGUCUCGUCGCUGGCCAACUCCCUCCUGUCCAUCAUUGACGACAUCUUGGAUAUCAGCAAAAUCGAGGCUGGACGCAUGGUCAUGGAAGAGAUCCCGAUGAGCUUGCGUCAUGUCGUCUUCUCUCUCUUGAAAACUCUGGCCGUUCGUGCGUAUCAAAAGAACAUCUCACUCUUCUUCGACAUCGACAACACCAUCCCCGAUCAGUUGGUUGGCGAUCAGUUGCGAUUGAAGCAAGUCAUUACCAACUUGGUUGGCAAUGCUAUCAAGUUCACAUCUGCGGGAGAAGUUGCGCUGCACGCCACGUUCAAGGGUAUCGUCGGAGACGAGGUUGAGAUCGUAUUCUGUUGCUCGGACACUGGCAUCGGAAUCGAGGCAUCCAAGUUGGAUUUGAUCUUCGACACUUUCUGCCAAGCUGAUGGUUCCACGAGCCGGAAGUUCGGUGGUACUGGUCUGGGAUUGACUAUCUCUCGUCGUCUGGUCGCUUUGAUGGGAGGCGAUCUGUGGGUGCAAAGUGAAUUCGGAAAGGGAUCCCAGUUCUAUUUUAACGUCCGUUUCAAGCUGUCUAAACGUGGUGAGGACGACCACAAGAUUCAAGCCUUCAGCGGCGCCAGCCUCUUGCUGUUGGAUGAUGGAGAGAAGAACGAUACCCCGGACAUUGGGGCCGGUGAGACCUCCAAUGCCCUAGUGGCCACAUCGCCGGCUUCACCGGCAUCUCCCUCGCAACACGUUGCCAACUCUAUGGAAGCCUUGGAGGCAAUGCUCCGCAACCUGAACCUGGCGUCAACGCGCGUUCACACGAUCGAAGCUGCCAACCAGUGUGCUGAGGAGAAGUCCUACUCUGCAAUUGUCCUCACAUCUCUCGCGGCAAUCAACCGAGCCCGCGACGUCACUCGUCUACGAUACACCCCCGUUGUUCUCUUCGCCGACUCGGCUCGCAUGCGUCUGGAUAUGAAGUGGUGUAUCGACACCAGUAUUGCCUCUUACGCGUCCAACCCCGCUACUCAAGUGGAUAUUGUCAAUGCUCUCAUCCCCGCCUUUGAAAGUUCUGACGCCAACGGCGCUGCACGCCAGGCGAACAAGGACAACAGUGGAGGAUACUAUAUCCUUCUCGCGGAAGACAACUUGGUCAACCAGAAGCUCGCUCUCCGCAUCCUGGAGAAGUUCGGGCACAAGGCCACCGUUGUGGAGAAUGGAAAGCUUGCGGUAGAAGCAUUCCAGCGUGAAGCCUUCGAUCUGAUCUUGAUGGAUGUCCAAAUGCCCCUGAUGGGUGGAUUUGAGGCGACUCAAGUCAUUCGACAGAUCGAGAAGAAGAUGGGUCACGACUCCCCAUUGAAGAGGAUUCCAAUUAUUGCCGUAACCGCUCACGCCAUGAUCGGAGACCGCGAGAAAUGUCUCAACGCCGGAAUGGACGAGUACGUUACCAAACCCCUCCGCAUGAACGAACUCAACGCCAUCAUCAACCGCUUCCCCAAACGCACCCACCAAGCCAGCGUUACGGGCGGACGGGCUGCCGUCGCGACCGGCGGCGCAGCGAGCGCAGGACUCGGCCUGACCUCCGAAAUCAAUUUUGGUGGAACCGAGAGGAUUUCGGUUGCUGAUAUGGAGAUCCUUGACAACCCCAGUGGGUCGGAUUCGGAUCCGCGGGAUCGCGGAUUCUGA